AUGACUAAAUUCGGCCUCAAAAUCAAGACCAAGAGCGAAGUCAGUGUGGCGCCCCUCAACAACGGGAACACUACCUCUGAGGCGAACAUUCGGGACAUACAAUGCAGGAUCAAAGACCUUGAGGAUAAGGUGGCGCAGCUAGAGCUCCAGAGAAAUUGCCAGCACUGCCAGGGUGCGGCAGGCCUUGAGAGUUUCAGUCUUUGCCGUUAUGAUGGCGAUGGUAGUUCCUCGAGGGCCACGACGAAAGAUCACGCGGAUAUCGCAGAGAACAAUGCCUCACGUCGUGGGAACAAAGACGAGUACCGCAAGAUUCAGGAAGACAUGUUACUGCCUGAGCAUCACUACGACCAACAAACUACAAGAGAAAGACUCGCGAUCCGCCUCAUCCACGAGUCAAACUCCACUCCUACAACUCCUCACAAAAGGCCCAUCAUGUGCAACACCAACACCAACGCCCGCGCGCCAAUCGCCAGCAGCACCCGCGUUGCCGCCACCAACUACACCUGCAACAACAACAGUGGUGGCAUCGUCGUCAAUAUCCCGCCCCGGACCAACGGCGACAUCUACUUGUAUUUUUACAAACCCGACAGCUCGUCAUCCGCACUGAGCACCCAGGAGACCUCGGCGAGGAUGAAGGAUCUCGAGGACAAGAUGGAGGACCUCCAGAGCAGCUACCGGCCAUGCAGCUGCGCGCUGUCGUCGCCUUCUCUGCCUGGCAGACGAAUGUGA
Molecule: messenger RNA, 729 nt
Organism: Diaporthe amygdali
Lineage: Eukaryota; Fungi; Ascomycota; Sordariomycetes; Diaporthales; Diaporthaceae
Exons: 3
Coding region: 1-729 (242 amino acids)
Source: RefSeq, a predicted model, not a curated record